Porites lobata is the source of this 852-nucleotide messenger RNA. The record is from the annotation of a GenBank genome assembly. NCBI's taxonomy places the organism in Eukaryota, Metazoa, Cnidaria, Anthozoa, Scleractinia, Poritidae.
AUGGAUUACUUUUAUCUCACGCUUUGCGUAUUCAACGCGUACUUGUCCUACACCGCCACCAUGCUGAACAUAAUAGCAAUCUACGCGAUCAGAAAAACUUUGUCUUUACCUAAAAAUUUAAAAACGUUGCUUCUGAGUCUGGCUGUUUCUGAUCUCGGUGUUGGUUUACUAGCUCAGCCAAUGCAUGUUGCACAUAUCAUGGACUCUCAACAAAAUAAUGACACUAAUACCGUCAUACAUCUCGCAUUUCGUAUUCCGGUAAAUUUGUUCAUUCCUGCGUCAUUGUUAAGUGUCACGGCUCUCUGUGCAGACAGAUUUUUCGCAAUUUACCUCCACCUCAGAUAUCAGGAACUUGUGACACACAAGCGCGUUGCUGCUGUAGUGAUCUCAAUUUGGGUGAUAAGCGCACUUAUUUCACUGAUCAGGUUUUUCAUCCCGAAAAACGUUAUGUACGUAAGUUUCGUCAUUAUUGACGCUGCCUGUAUUAUAACUGCAACUUCCUUGAGCGUCAAACUUUAUCUAACUCUAAGACACCACAUAAACCAAAGUCACGUACCGCAAGUAGCGCAGAAUGACCAAGGAGAAAGUGUUCAAAGAAAAAGGAGAUCUGCGAUGGCAUCGCUUUACGUGUAUCUGGUUUUCAUAGUUUGCUAUUUGCCUGAUGAUUGUCUGUUAAUAAUUAUCGCUAACAAUUCCGAACCAAGGAUCGAUGUAAACCUUUUGCAGUUUUAUACACUGACCCUAGUGUUUCUUAAUUCAACCCUUAACCCACUAAUCUACUGUUGGAAGAUGAAACGCAUCCAGCACACUAUUGUAGGAACACUUCGAAAUCUUUUUUCAAAUCCCACCUAG